AUGGAUGAGGAAAUUAAUAAAAAAGAGACGAAAAUUUUCGGAACGGAUGACAUUAGAAAACAAUGUCAAAAUUGGACUUUAGCUGGAGAUGCUGGACUUUUAACACAUCUUGAAAAUUUUUCCGAGAAAAUUUACAAUAAAAUUCAAGAAACUCAAUCAUUGUUUAAUGAAUUGUUGGACAGCUACGAUGACAUUAAUAAUAAAAUAGGCAAUACUACAAAUCAAUUUCUAGCUCUUCAAAAUUGUCAAUUUGUCGAAAAUAGGGUGUACGAUGAAGAAACUCCGACUGAAGAAAAUAUCACAGAACAGAAAAUAGAUGAAAAUGAAAAAGAAAAAGUUUUGCUAUCGCAGUAUAAAGAAGCAGUUGAAAUUGGUAUUAAAUUGUUAGAUACUCAUUUCAAUGAAGUUGAGUUACCACUUAAUAGCGAUUCAGAAGAAGAUGAUGAUAUGCCAUCAAGACAAGUAUCGCUUAUCUGGAAGCCGAAAAAUCCAUAUUCUAAUAAAAAAUUCCCACUUCUCAUUGGUUCUUCAGAAUGGUGGGCAGAUGAUUCAGUGGGAUUAAAAACCGUAGAUGAUAGUUUAGAUGUAUCUAAGGAAAUUUCAGAAUCGGAAAGUGAAUCUGAAUCGGUACAGGAUGUGGAAAAAUCCGUUCACUUAUCUUUAUCUUCUUCCACUUCGAGUUUGGAUGUGAAAAAAAAACCUCAUCACGUCGAAUCAAAUCAUUCGAGGGAAUCAUCAGAAGAUAUAUUCGGUUUGGAUAAGAAUUAUAAUUAUUCCUCAAGUAAUUCAGAUCUUUUUGGCGUUAUAAAUAAUGCAUCUAAUGAAAAACUUGAUAAAAUUUCUCCCAUCAUUGACAGUUGUAUUGUUUCAAACGGUGAGACGAUUUCAAGCGAAAACACAUUACAAAAAAAGGAAGAUGUGGAAAAUGUAUCAGAUGAAGACAGUUUUAAAAACGCAUCCAAAAAAAUAAAUUCUGCAUUUGCUAAAGAAUUAGCAGCCAAAUUAGGAAGUUUUAAUAAAGAAGAAUCUCGAAAAGAAACAAGUCCCCCUCCUGCUACAACAACAAUCGAUAAUAAUAAUAAAAAACAGGAAAAUGAGAAUGUUAUAAGUAAGGAUGUUGAAGAAAAUAAAUUUAUCAAAAAUGGUGAUACAGAUGAUGAUGUGAAUGAUAGUAACAGUUUAUUUUUCAAAUCAGAAAACGAUGAUAAAUUAUUCAGUAAUUCAAAUCAAUUAUUUAAAGAAUCUGAAAAUGAUUUGUUUCAAAAUGAUUAUUUAAACAAAUUUAAAUCGAAAUCUUUGAAAAACAAUGAAAAAACAAAUGAUUUCAAAUCGAAUUCAAAUCGAGACACAUCAGAAGGAAAAACAGGGAAAGGUUUAUUCGAUGAUUUAGAUGACAACUUUGAUGAUGAUGAUGAUGAUGAUGACAAUGAUGAAGAUUCACUUUUCUUUUCGAAGCCUACUUUGAAAAAGAAAACUGAACUUUUCAUUGACAAUAAUUUACCACCACAAGAUGAUGUUGAAAAUACAAAAGAAACCAAAAAGAAAAUCAAAUUGUUUGAUGAUGAUGAUGAUGAUGAUUUGAAUGAAAAAGAUCCCGACGGUUUAGAUAUAUUUAAAAUAGGUUCUCAAAAGGAAAAUAUUUCCAAGAUGGCCACGAGUGAUAAUUCCGACAAAAUAUUUUCACCGGUUAAUAAAACAUUGGAAAAUAAUGUGAAAUCAAUUUCGAAAUUGUUAGACGAUGACGUCAUUAUUUCUUCGAGAGAAAAUGUCGGAGAACCGGAAGUAGUUGAAGACAAAAAUGAUUUGUUUUCCGAUUUGUCCUCACCGGAUGAUCCGGUUUACAUCGAAAAGAAAAAUUCUCCGAGUUAUGUUAAAUCGACAAAGAAUGCUCAAAGUGACAACAACGAAUCUUUAUUUCGAGAAAAAUUUAAGCAACCCGACGCAUUAUCGAUAUCGAGUAGUCGUUCGAGUUUAUUCGAUGACGUCAACAUGUCGAAAUCGCGAUUGUCUUCCGUUUUCGAUAAGGAUAAAACAAAUAAAUCCGAUGAUAAUUUAUUCAAUGACGAUUCACUAUUCGAAGAUGACGGUGAUCUCUUUACAAAAGUUUCCGACAAAUUUUCAAAGAGUAAAGAAAUGACGUCGUCUCUUUUCGACGAUUUCGACGACGCCGACGAUUUAUUUAGUAAAUUUAAAAACAACGGAAAAUCGUCUGAAGAUUCUGGAAAAUUUUCACCGCAAGAGAAUGAAUUGUUUGAAGGAAAUUCAAGUCGCGACUUAUUAGAUGGAGAAGUCAAAGACAAAGUUACCGUUAAAAUAAAAUGUGAUGUCGAUGAGGAUUUGUUCUCUGAUAAUAAAAUAUUUGCAGAGUCUCCAGAACGCGUUCCAGAAAAUUCUUCUUCCUCCAGCAACAAAGUAAUAGAUUCUAAAGUUAGUUUAACCACAUCUUCGAGUCUGCUACCGGAAAACGGAAAUCGCGUCGAUGAAGACAAAUCAGAAUUAUUUAUAAAGUCAUCAUCAUCAUCUCAUACCAUCAUGGACGAAUCUAAUUUGUUUUCGAAAUCUCCAAUGGACGAUGUCGUCAAAUCUUCCCACGAAGAUAAAAAUCUUCCCACGUCUCCGAGAAUACCGAAAAGCACGAGCGUGGGAAAAUUAAACAUUCCGAAAAAUUUGAAAAGCAAAUUGGAAACGGUCGUUAAAAUGACAUCGUCCGAGAGUAGCAUAGAAGGAAAUUUAAUAAAGAAAAAAAGAGAAGAAGGUGGAGAGGGGGGAGAGGGAGGGGAGUCACUGGAACCACGUUCAAAUCUUUUAAAAUGUCCGAGUAGGGAUAGAGUGAAAAUACCCGUUCGAAGGAGGCCUCAAUCUCGUCAUGCUAGACACGAAGCCAUUCGUAAAUCCGGACUCGAUUAUUUUUUUAACGAAACAAACGAAACAAACGACAAACAAAUUUCCCGUGUGGAAAAAAAAUCAUCGUCCGUCACGGAAAUCGGAAAUAAAAUGUCGUCGAAAAUGGAAAAAAAAAUUUCCGAGCCAUUGUUUUCCUCGCGAAUCGCGAAUUUUCCACUGUCGCCAUCGACGGACGAAGAAGAUUUUUUCAACGUGCCCAACGACGAACUCGAUAAAAACGUUGAAAAAGAUCAUGAUGAUGAUGAUGAAGAAUUGUUUAAAAAUAAUUUGUUCAAACCGGAAACGUGUAGGAAAAUCGACGAUGGUAUAUUAUUUAAUAAAACUUCCGGUAGUGCGAUGGGAAAAUUUGAAGAAGGGAAAAAUGACGCAAUUUGGAAAGAAGAAGAAGAAGAAAAAGAAAAAGUCGAAGAUUUAUUUUUUAAAUCCGAAUCGAAGGAAAAUGAUAAGAAAAAAAAAAUUAAAAUUUUUGAUUUUGAUGAUGAUGAUGAGGACGGAAACGGAAACGGAAACGGAAACGACAGCGAUGGGAAAGAACAAAAUUUAUUAUUUAAAAGCAAUUCGAAUAAAUUUAAAGGAAAAGAUGAUUUAUUUAAAAAAAAAUCAUUGUUCGAUAUAGAAUCGGAUGAUGAUGAUAAUGAUGAUGAUGAUGAUGAUGAUGGUGAUCUUUUCGGUAGUAGGAAAUCUAAAGAUAAAAAAAUUCCAGUAGUUUGUUCGAAAAUAACAACUGGAAAAAUGAUUCCGGAAAAUGAUGAUGAUGAUGAUAAAAAAAAAAAAAAAGAUGGCGGUAAAUCGUUUGUGGAUCCGUUAGGUCUCAUGUCGAAUAGCGCGAAUGAUUGA
Molecule: messenger RNA, 3741 nt
Organism: Pediculus humanus corporis (human body louse)
Lineage: Eukaryota; Metazoa; Arthropoda; Insecta; Psocodea; Pediculidae
Product: Tanabin, putative
Exons: 9
Coding region: 1-3741 (1246 amino acids)
Source: RefSeq, a predicted model, not a curated record